GCCGACUGUUUUGUUGUCUGUAUUUUAUCUGUGGCUAAAUUUUUACAACUUAGUUUCCCGCAUAUUUUAUAUUGCCGGUAACAGUUAAAAAUAAAUUUUGUAUUGUUUCCGUCUUAAUAUCCUAUACAAAAUGUCGAGUACUUCGCAAAAGCAUAGAAACUUUGUGGCUGAACCUAUGGGAGAGAAGCCUGUAACAGAUUUGGCCGGUGUUGGUGAAGUAUUGGGAAAGAGACUUGAAACUGCUGGUUUUGAUAAGGCUUAUGUUGUGCUGGGUCAGUUCUUAGUCCUAAAGAAAGAUAAAGAAUUAUUUCAAGAAUGGAUGAAAGAAACUUGUAGUGCCAACUCAAAACAGUCCUCUGAUUGUUACGAGUGUUUAAAAGAUUGGUGCGAUGAAUUUUUGUAAAUUCUUGACCUUAUAUUUUUAUAAUGUUCAACUAACAUACACAAAUAUAGAUAUAACAGACAAGUUUGAAAA
This is a messenger RNA of Papilio machaon (common yellow swallowtail), 475 nucleotides long. RefSeq names its product barrier-to-autointegration factor (gene baf). The record is from RefSeq and is a predicted model, not a curated record. Gene Ontology annotation, molecular function: DNA binding. Lineage: Eukaryota; Metazoa; Arthropoda; Insecta; Lepidoptera; Papilionidae. The transcript is spliced from 2 exons. The coding region runs from base 131 to 403 and encodes 90 amino acids.